GGUCACUCUGCUGGCAGCAGCUGGUCGGUUACAAGAACAAAAAACAAUAAUCGAAAGUCUAGCAUUUUAUUGCGAAAAAAAAAGAAUUUCAGAACAGAUCGCGUAACUUUGUUGCUAGUCGGGUGAGAAGGAGAGAGCGGAGAGCCGAUUAAACUAUUGAGCAAGGAGGAAUGAAAGGCCCCCAGUGACAGCAGAAUGCAGGCGAUGGUGUUGCAUAAAUUCCGUUAGUAAUUCUAACUAUUUCUGCUGGGCUCUAUUGUUGUUGCUGUAGUUGUGCGCGUGUGCCGAGUCUGAAUGUACGACACACACACAUCACGUGUCUGAUUUUGGCUGUAGCUUUGUAGCCGACGAUCACGACAUGUUCUCUACGCUCAGCACCGAUCUCUGCCGACUGCUCCGCCAGGUGGGCUACCUGACGUCAGCGGCCACAACCACAGCGGCAAAUGCACCACCAAAGCCCUCUAGUCAAGCUAACUGCGGCAGCGCCAGCGCCAGCAAUAUUCUCAGUUCACACUCUGUCGCGGACGGUCACAGUCACGGUGAUUCAGAGUCGGAGUCGGCGCACGUCGUUUGUUUCUCAGCCCAGCAGUUCACAGGGAAACUACUGCAGCAGCGUAGCCAGGACAUCCAGCGCUACAUUCACACGCAAUCAGCCACAGGACAGCGGGCCAAAGCCACGCAGCAUCAUCCCCAGCAGCCACACCAGCAGCAGCAGACCACCACAAAGUUCGCCAUGUCAUCGCUGGCGGCGGAGCCCCUGCAAGCCCACAAACCGGACGAAAUCACGGCUAGUGGCGACAAGGAGGCGGAGGCCACAGGACUGGGUGCCUCCUGCCAUGAAGUGGCCUCGGCAUCGGCCAGUGCCGGCAAGAAGCCCUGCUUCAACACUGGACUAGGCGAGAUCCUCCAGUUUAUGGAGCUCAUCGGCAACCUGAAGCACACCAAACGCACUGGAUGGGUGCUGCGGGAUGUCAACGAUUGCGAAUCGAUUUCGGGCCACAUGUAUCGGAUGAGUAUGCUGACCUUCCUUCUGGACGGCAGCGAGGGUCUCAAUCAGAUCCGCUGCAUGGAGCUGGCAUUGGUUCACGAUUUGGCCGAGAGUCUGGUGGGCGACAUAACGCCCUUCUGCGGAGUGUCCAAAGACGAUAAGCGGGCCAUGGAGUUCAAAGCCAUGGAGGACAUCUGCAAACUGAUCGAGCCGCGGGGCAAGCGCAUUAUGGAACUAUUUGAGGAAUACGAGCAUGGACAGAGUGCCGAGAGCAAGUUCGUCAAGGAUCUGGACCGUUUAGACAUGGUGAUGCAGGCUUUCGAGUACGAGAAGCGCGACAAUUGCCUUCUGAAGCAUCAGGAGUUCUUUGACUCCACGGAGGGCAAGUUCAACCAUCCGUUUGUUAAGAAGCUGGUCAACGAGAUCUACGAGCAGCGCGAUGUUCUCGCCAAGGCGAAGGGCGCCACGCCGCCGCCGGCUAUCGAAGUGCCCAAUAUGGAGAAGCCCUCAAAAGUGGCCAACGGCCACGAAAGCUCAAGUUGAGCGUAGUUCUAGUAACCCGUUUUAGGCUAGUGCAUGAACACACCCUCACAUACAAGAAGGAAAACACCACGCUCUUAAUUUGUAAGCCAACCCAACUAACAAACUAUUAAGCCUACCUCGACACGCUCAUAGCUAGUACUAACUUUUAUCACACUAAUUUAUUGCAAAACAUACCGAAAGAAGGUAUCCGAUGGGGAGUAGCAACUAGCUAUCAAUUCUAUUCUAAACAAACACCUGUUGAACACGUCUCCUUAGUUCAAUCUCCUCUAUGUUAAGCGAAAAGUUGUGGAACGAGUUUCGGGUCGAGCACUCGAUCGAUCCGAAACGCAUUCAAUUGUACAAUUGUACAUAACUAAACACAUUGUAGUUAAUUUUAAAGUGUACGAUGACCGGAGAUGUAACCAAUUAUUGUAAUUGAUGUCUUAGAGGAAUUUUAUUUAGCCAGCCGAACUAAUACGAAAUCAAAAUGAAUGUCCAGUCAAGAAUAUAAUCAAAAUACUUGAUUUUACCUUUUUGUAGUAUGUUCUCACCUGCAGUACUCUACCCUUUUAAUCGGACAAUUGAUGUAUCAAAAUGUAUAAUUAAUAUUAAAUUGUGAAUUAGGCAAUAUAAUGAUGCAGUCACGCUUCACAAGUGGCUAAAAGACAAA
This is a messenger RNA of Drosophila bipectinata, 2180 nucleotides long. RefSeq names its product 5'-deoxynucleotidase HDDC2. Lineage: Eukaryota; Metazoa; Arthropoda; Insecta; Diptera; Drosophilidae. The record is from RefSeq and is a predicted model, not a curated record. Gene Ontology annotation, cellular component: cytoplasm. Gene Ontology annotation, molecular function: 5'-deoxynucleotidase activity.